Molecule: messenger RNA, 4215 nt
Organism: Perca fluviatilis (European perch)
Lineage: Eukaryota; Metazoa; Chordata; Actinopteri; Perciformes; Percidae
Product: RING finger protein 145
Exons: 10
Coding region: 580-3117 (845 amino acids)
Cellular component (GO): endomembrane system; endoplasmic reticulum
Molecular function (GO): ubiquitin protein ligase activity; zinc ion binding
Source: RefSeq, a predicted model, not a curated record
UGGAAAUGGCCACGCAAGCGAGUGGAAUCAUAACAUUGCAUUGAAGUGUCUUUACUUAUCCUCUUAUCGUAUAAUUUCAGCUUUUUCAUUUAACUUUUUCCAUGGCGGCUGUUUCUAACUAUCUUUGACAAGCGGAAGUUACAGAAAAAGUUAAAUAUUUUUGCCUGUGGUGCUAUGAAAACAUGUUGCUUGUCGCUGUGAAAGCUAACCGACAGCAGCAGCAACUAGCUAGCAAAUGGCUGUUCGGCUUUGAUGUCUCUCACCGUGCAAAGUAAGCGAACUACUGUCACCUUAUACACACUAGCUACUUGAAAGCAUGUGAUUGUGAUGUCUUAAUUCACAAGCUAUCUUCUGCACAUCUCUUGCGUUGGCUAGUGGGCUAAAUGUGACGCUAAAGCAGGAAUUCACAGCUAAAUAACGGCCUGGUUGCUCAUGGAGGAGGUCCUUGGGCGCCUGACAUGAAGUUCGAUGUGUUUUUUCAGAUGACAAGAAGACGAGCAAAGCAGUGAGACGGUUAGCUAACAGUAUGUGACACACAAGCACUCUGCUCACACCCCCCCAAAAGUUGUUUUUUUAAAGAUGCCUCGUCUGGAAGAGUUGGCCAACGUUGCCCUCAGGGUGCCGAGUAUACUGGUGCUGGACCUGCUGUAUAAAUGUGACAUAGAAGGGUUAACGGAGCACAUCAAGGCCAAAAAUGAAGACCUGCUUUUCAAAUACAAAUAUGUCAUCUGGAACAUGUACUACAUUGGUCAUCUGAUAAACGUGGUGGUGUUGGUUCUGCCAUUGAGACACAUUGUGAUGCUCUACCUCCAUAUCCUCGCUGCCAUGCUCCUAUACAUGGGGCAUCAGAUUUCUAAGGAUUAUGUUCGUGAGGAGCUGCAGUACGGCUUUGAAGGAGCAGUGUACCUUGACUCUCUGGCCUUCAACAGAUUUGUCUCUGCAAUGACUAGUCAGAUUAUUCUCAGCACGCUGUGUGCUUUCCUGAUGAAGACCAGAAAGGUGUGGUUGUUCUCUGCUCACAUGCUCCCCCUGCUGGCCAGAUUCUGCGCUGUGCAUCACACCACGCUGUUAACCGUUAACACUUUCUCCAUGGGACUGACCGGAGUUGGAAUCACCGUGUUCCUCCUCUCACAUGUCUUUGUGCCAUAUCGCCUCGCAAAGGCUGCCUAUUCAGAGCUGCUGCAGCUGGAGGUGAUCGAGCUGUACAGACUUCUGGCUGUGGGAAUCUCUCUGUGGAACCAGUUUGCCGUCCCAGUGCUCUUCAGUGUCUUUUGGUUUGUUCUGUUCAUCGUCCAGCUGUGCUCAGACACCAUGUCUGGCCACGCCUCUGCAGGCCAUCAGGGAAUCAUGUUCUUCCUGCUCACCAGUGUCUCUGAAUGCUGUGCCACACCGUACUCUCUUCUGGGUCUGACCUUUGUGGUGUCCUAUCUCGCUCUUGGACUACUCAACCUAUGCAAGUUCUACUUGGGAGGUUAUGCAGGGGUUCAGAAUGACAACGUCAUGCACAGAGGUGUGACCGAGGGCGUCACUCUGCUCCUGCUCGCUCUCCAGACGGGCCUGUUAGAUAUGCAGGCACUGCAGCGCACCUUCCUCCUCAGCAUCAUCCUCUUCAUCGUGGUGACUUCAACCCUGCAGUCUAUGAUCGAGAUAACAGAUCCAGUUAUUCUGGCCCUGGGGGCGUCCCGCAACAGGAGUGUGUGGAAACACUUCCGUGGCCUCAGCAUGUGUCUCAUUCUUCUGGUUUUCCCUGUCUUUAUGGCUUAUAAAAUCUCCCAGUUCUUCCACAUGGACUUCUGGCUCCUUAUACUGGUGUCCAGCUGCAUGCUGACCUCCCUUCAGGUUACAGGCACUAUGCUGAUCUACUCCCUCUUCAUGGUGGAGCUGUUCCGCAGCGACCCGAUCGAGAGCCUGGACGAGGUGAUCUACUGGGUGAACGCCGUCAGCAGGGUGCUGGAGUUUGUGGUGGCGCUCUGCGUGGUGGCGUACGGCACCUGGGAGUCGCUGUUCGGCGAGUGGAGCUGGAUGGGCGCCUCCGUCAUCAUCAUCCACUCUUACUUCAACGUUUGGCUCCGAGCUCAGUCUGGCUGGAGGAGCUUCCUGCUCAGACAGGAAGCGGCAAAGAAGAUCAACUCCCUCCCCAGAGCCACGGCUCGACAGCUGCAGCAGCACAACGACGUCUGUUCCAUCUGCUUUCAGGAAAUGAGCUCUGCUGUGAUUACAUACUGCGGCCAUUUCUUCCACGGCAACUGCCUCCGCAAGUGGCUGUAUGUGCAGGAGACCUGCCCCAUGUGCCACCAAACAGUCCGACCCACCCUGAGCAGUCAGAGCCCCGCUUCAGGCGACGCUCCGGCUGCUCCAACUCCAACUCAGAGAGACACGGGCCCCGGUCUGGCUGCACAAGAGGGAGAUCAGAACCAGGACAACGGCGCGUCCCAAGAAACGCAGAGCGACGCUAUAACUCCUGAUCCCACCGAGGAGCGGGAGGAGACUAAAAGCUUUGAGGAUGGAGAUUGUGGGUGCAAAGAUAAAGACAAACCCACUGAAAAUAACAGGGAAGCUGUCCAAGGUCUUUGUUUCAGCUCCAGUGGAGACUUUGUUGGAUUUGUCAGCCCAGUGUCAAGCUGCUCUUCAGGGGGGGAUUUUAGUCCCCAUGUGCUGCUGGGUAAAAAGUCUCCUCCUAACAUGGACGACGAAGGAGAGGAGAGUGGCAAGGACUCACCGUCGCCAUCGACUUUUAAUGAGUACACGGUGGAGAGCCAGUCUGACUCUAAUGGAGCAGAGCUUGAAGACAUCAGUACUUUGUGGCCUAGAGUUGCACAGAAUGCCGAUGGUAAUAAACAUGACAGCUGUGAAGGGAAAUCUGAAUCAUGGAACAGCUUUGAUUCACCAGAAUCGAACAAAAAACAUGAGGCAUCUGGUGUGAGCCCGUCUGUCAAAUCAUGUAAUAAAAACUCAGGACUCUUAGACUGCAUUGACGAUCCUCCGAGUCAUAAAGGAAACGACACAUAUUCAGACUUGGACCUGGAUGGGCCCGGAGAGGCUGAAACGGUCUCAGAGACGCCUCGGCUGUCCUCCGAUGCCUCCUUCUCUUGCACAAGCACAGACAACAGCGACUGACUGCCUUGCAUCAGUGCCUUGACGGUGUAAAAGGGUGACACACCCCCCCCUCUCUCUCCCCAUAAUAGGGAAAUAAACACAUUUGCCUUCUCUCUGUGAACCAAUCGUAAAAUGUCUUUUACCAGACAUUGUGAUGAAUGUGCUUGGGUUUAGCAACUAACAUGCAUCUGAAUGAAUAUAGAGACUAAAUUGUGUUGGGUUAAAAUGAUACCCUUAUUGUACAACUGUAAAAAAAAAAAAAAAAAAAAAAAAAGGAUAUAUAUUAUAAUUCAUAGUGUGUAACUAUAAAGCCAUUAUCUUGCAUCAAUAUUUACCAAAUUCUAGCAGGUUACAAGUAAAGAUGUUUACUUAGUGAAAUUAAAUUGCAUUUGAUUCAUGUUUCCCAGUAGUUCUCAUGUAUUGAAUUUUUGUGAAAGCAAAUUGGCAAAAGGAAAAGUUUCAGCAUUUGUCUUUGUUAUUCAUGAAUCAGCCGUAUGUGCUGCAAAGGUUAUCUGUCUCCCAGUAUUAAUUUUAUUUUAUUUAUUUUUUACCAUAGUUUCUGUAUUAAAAAAUCAUGACAGGUGAGCCUAACAUUGUGUGCCAGAUUUAUACAUUCUAAACAGAAUUAUGUCGCCGUAAACUUAAGAGAAAUGUUUGUCUGAGAUGUUGAUUCGGAGAUAUUAAAGCAUUCUGCAUCACUGUUAUUUCAUAGGUAUCUACUAUGUCCUACCUUGCACAUAGUUAGUAACAUACAAAGUGUUUUCUUUUUGAUAUCUUUGCCAAUGUUGAUAUUUAUAUAUGAACAUAUGAACCUUUUAUCGAUAGCAUACGUUUUCCACAACAGUAGGGUCUUCUUCAAAACAUUUUUUUUAUUGUAACAAUUUUUAAUUUCUUUAAACAUUGAAAUUACAGUAAGUAAAAAUAAAUCCCUCUGCCAAUCUUGACUGAAACUGAAAUAUUUACAAUGAAUGUGACCCAUAUCAUUGCCAGACUAUUAACUCCCAUUCCUCUCUGUGCAUUGUGUACUGUAUUCCUAUGCUGGGAUGUUACAUGGCUCCAGGUUUGCUGUAUAGUAUAGUGAUUUAAUUAAACAGUGCAGUAAGCACAUUAUCAGCCAAA